CCUGGUAUAGUUGUGCUGACGAGUAGCUCACUCCUUUUGCGCCUCUAGAAGUACAUCAUCGAUACAGACGAUCACAGAAGGACCUGAUCGCCACGGAGGCUUUGCGUAUGGAGCUCGCAUGUAAGCUAAUGACGCCAUUCGCGAUGCGACAGAGUUGGAGUACAUUCGAGUUGGGAACCACGAGGGAUAGGAAUACGAGUUUCCACAUAGACGAAUGCUAGUUCUUCUGGCCGAAUCCGAUUAUUUCACAAACUGCUUGCGAAUGUCCGAGGACUUUGUCUAGAAAUGACCAUCGGAACUUCAUAUCUGGUUGCACUUAACACACGAACUUGGUCUUGCGGUUCUUGCACUUGCGUAAAGGCUGAGUGAGUCAGGAAGAUUGUUUUGCCUCGUCACUCUCCUUCGCCUUCCAUGUCUCGUUUAAACCUGUUCAAAUAGUCUGGCUUCAAGUCGAAUAUCCGAGUUUUUUCGUUUAAGACUCGAUUUGACUCGCCGAAACUUGUAGACCGAUUCUGAAUCGAGUUCCUGUCGAGUUCCCAACCUUAGCCGCAUGUUUUUCUUCACGCGUGUUGAAGCGCCAAAUAGGCAAGCUCGCCACCAGGUUUUCGCGCUCCCAAGAUAUCUUAGCUUUCCCACAAGAUUCCUCGUACGAGCAGCACUUUAAUCUCUCGGCUGAUGCUAUUGUACGAGCAGCUAGUUGUCAAAUCCCCCUUCCCCUCGGAUCCCCCUUUGAAUUCCCUUUUAAUUCCCUCUGAAUCUCCUUCAGAUCGCCUCUAAUCCCCUUCUAUCUUCCUUCAAAUGCCCCUCAAAUUCUUCGUCGAAUCUUUUGUCAAGUCCGAGUCUAGUGAGUCGAGUCCAACCGAUUCUUGGGCCCCAGGCCACCCUUAACUUGAGGGUUCUGGACUUGGACUCGUUGAACAGGUCUAGUCUCGUUGCAUAUCAACCAGAUUGCACCCAUAAGCUCCCCCCUCCCCGUUCUUUAUUUCAGCUCGAAUCCCGACCACAUCUGAUUCGAUUGAAGAUUUUCUCGAUCCUGGGGGUCAUACUUAUUCUUGGAUUUGAGGAUUCGGAUUAGUUAGUCAUUCCCAGUUUCCCCUCUCGCCAGUCGUCUCUUAUCCCACUGUCCGGUUUCCCCCUUCCCAAUGCAUCCGCUUUUCCAUUUCUUUCUCCCUUUUCCUACCCGUUUUCCCCCUCUCCUUCAGCUUUCUCUCAAGCAUAAGUGCUCUCAAGGGUCUGGACGACAGUCACUGUCGUUUUCCUCGCGGAGCACAAUGGACAGAGAUCUACCAGAAAAGCGAGUUACGCGAGCUAGCUCGAAACGUGCUGCUGCAAGUUGCAGUCAGAAUCUCGCUCCUCCUGGUGGCGACGUUGGACCCAAUCUUGCGAGUCCUACGGACAUGCGCAACAACUCCGAGCGGGUAGAACGGUCUUGUUCAAACAAAUAUGGCACGAACGUGUUCUUCCUAGAUGGAAAGCAAAGGGUGGUUGAGUUUACAGUGUCCACAACAGUUGGUGACGUUCUAAAUGGUGUGGCCAGCACUGUCAGCGUGGAGAAGUUUCCAACCUUGGCGCUGUAUCUACAGAGGUACCGCGCCCCCGAUGCGCGCGAUGCACUUUCAACAAGUGAUUAUGUGAGGAUUGAUGAGAAGACCUUGAUGGCGGAUGUGGUGACGGACGUGGCAGGCGUUAGGCAGAGGAGCAAUGGACGAGUGCGGGCAAGACUAUUAUUUCACCAGAAAUUCUCUGGAGUAACCGAUGGGACUAUGACCGAUUUCGUCUUCCUUUAUCUCACAUACACCCAUAUGGAGCAAUUGCGGCAGCAAGCGUUUGUUGGGAGGGACGAGUUGAUGGGGGUGGUGCAGCAGACCUGGAAGGUGGAGGAGCGAUUGCAGGCGGCGGUGAAGGAGAAGGAAGCGCUGCUGGAGCGAUCCAAGGAGGAAACCGCGAGAGUGCAGAGUGAGCUGAAGGCAUUGCAAGAGAGUACGGCUGCAGAGAGGAGUGCGCUGGAGGCCAAGGUGCGGCAGGAGGAGGAGUUGAGGAAGACGGAGACUCAGGUCGCGGCGAGCGAGAGGCAGGCAUGGGAGGCGAGGCUUGGGGACCUCGAGCAUGCCAAGGCGGAGGAGGUAGAGCAGCUGCAGCGGCGUGCUGGUGCGGAGAUGCGUGGGCAGGCAGAUGCGCUGGAGCAGAGCCAGCAGGUGGUGGCGCAACUGCAGGAGCAGGUGCGGCAGAGUGAGGGGCUGCUGGAGCGCUCCUCAGAGCAGACCUCCGAGGCGCGCAGUGCGGUGGAGCGUUCGGCUGCGGAGUCGCGUCGGCUGGCUGAGGCACUGAAGCAGAGCCAGCUGGUGGUGGCGCAACUGGAUGCGCAGUUGAAGAUGAAGGAUGCGCAUCUAGAGCAGCAGACAAGGGCAUGGGAGCAAGAGAGGAGCGAGGCAGCGGCAGAAAUAGCAAGGGCAGUCAGCAGAGCACUGGUGGAGAAGGUGGGAGAUGUUGAGGCACAGCACGGCGCCCUCGAGAGCGCCCUCGCUGCCAAGGAGGCUGUCUGGGCCGAUGAUCGGAGGGCGUUUCUUGAGUCCAUUGAGCGCCUGCAGCGCCAGGAGGUGGAGGCGAAGCAUCUCCAGGGGCAGGCGGAGGCUGGGCAGGAGCAGGCGCUGCAGGAACGCUCCAGGGUGCAGAGCGAGGUGAGAUUUUCACCCUUGCGAUAUGGAGGAGGUGCGGCGACAGGUGAGGAGAGGGAGAAGGCGGAGGCAGGGCUGCAGGAGGCACUGAAGGAGAAGGAGCAGCAGUUGGAGCGGUCGGUGGAGGAGGCUUCAAGAGUGCGCAGUGAGGUGGAGCGGCUGCAGCAGCAGGCGUCUGCCAGUGGGAACUAUUUAAUGGAGGUGGUGCAGCAGAGCUGGGAGGUGGAGGAGCGGUUGCAGGCGGCGGUGAGGGAGAAGGAAGUGCUCCAGAAUCGCUCCCAGGAGGACACCGCCAGGGCGCAGAGUGAGAGGCAGGGGCUGCGGCAGCACGCGGACGCGCUUACUACGAGGGUGGAGGAGAGCCGCAGGGUCGAGGCUCAGCUGAGGCAGGAGUUGGCGAACGAGAAGCAGCUGAGGGGAGGGGCGGAGGAGAGGGAGGCGCAGCUGAAGGGUGCGGUGGAGAAGGAGGCGGUGCUGAGAAGAGAGGCGGAGGAGAGGGAGACGCAGCUGAAGGGUGCAGUGGAGAAGGAGAUGGUGCUGAGAAGAGAGGCGGAGGAGAGGGAGACGCAGCUGAAGGGUGCAGUGGAGAAGGAGAUGGUGCUGAGAAGAGAGGCGGAGGAGAGGGAGACGCAGCUGAAGGGUGCGGUGGAGAAGGAGAUGGUGCUGAGAAGAGAGGCGGAGGAGAGGGAGACGCAGCUGAAGGGUGCGGUGGAGAAGGAGGCGGUGCUGAGGAGAGAGGCGGAGGAGAGGGAGACGCAGCUGAAGGGUGCGGUGGAGAAGGAGAUGGUGCUGAGAAGAGAGGCGGAGGAGAGGGAGACGCAGCUGAAGGGUGCAGUGGAGAAGGAGAUGGUGCUGAGAAGAGAGGCGGAGGAGAGGGAGACGCAGCUGAAGGGUGCAGUGGAGAAGGAGAUGGUGCUGAGAAGAGAGGCGGAGGAGAGGGAGACGCAGCUGAAGGGUGCAGUGGAGAAGGAGAUGGUGCUGAGAAGAGAGGCGGAGGAGAGGGAGACGCAGCUGAAGGGUGCGGUGGAGAAGGAGGCGGUGCUGAGGAGAGAGGCGGAGGAGAGGGAGACGCAGCUGAAGGGUGCAGUGGAGAAGGAGAUGGUGCUGAGAAGAGAGGCGGAGGAGAGGGAGACGCAGCUGAAGGGUGCGGUGGAGAAGGAGGCGGUGCUGAGGAGAGAGGCGGAGGAGAGGGAGACGCAGCUGAAGGGUGCAGUGGAGAAGGAGAUGGUGCUGAGAAGAGAGGCGGAGGAGAGGGAGACGCAGCUGAAGGGUGCAGUGGAGAAGGAGAUGGUGCUGAGAAGAGAGGCGGAGGAGAGGGAGACGACACUACAGGAGGAGUUGAGUGGGAAGGAGGUGCAGCUAAGGUCAGAGGUGGAAGGGAAGGCGGUGCUGCUGGCGGCGGCUUCCGCGGCGCAGCGUGAACUCGAGGAGCUUCGGGAGAAGCUGAGCAAGUUGCAGAGGGAAGCGCUGGAGCGGACGCGUGCAGCUGAGGAAGCGGGGCAGAAGUGGGAGGUGAAGCGCCUUGAAGUCGAGCUAGAGAAUGUUAGAAAGCUCGAUGAGGUUCAGAAGGAGCUGAGCAACACGCGGAGGGAGCUGAGCAACGCACGGGGUGAAGCACUUGAGCAAGCAGGGGCAGCUGGGAAAGAGAAGGAAGCGUUGCUGGAGGAGCUUUGGGGUCUCAGGCUCAAAAUGAAAAGCAAGGAGUUGGCGGUGGCGAAAGAAACGGCUGAAGCGAGGGCAGCAGAAGGAAUGGCAGCAGGGGCUGUGGUGGCAAGCCUCGAAAGGGCGGUGAAGGAGGCAGAACGGUUGGAAGUGGAGUUAAAGGCCUCCAAGAGUUUAGCUGCACAGUACAAGGCAGACAAGGAGGAAUUGGAGCGGGUGUUACAGCAAGAGAGAGCAUCAGCAGCCAAAGCGGAGGAGCUUAGAGGCCAGCUGAGGGAGGCAACAUGUUCCGCAGAAGCUCUGGCAACCCGUGGAAUGGCAGAGGCAACGCUGAGGGAGGAGUUAGAGGAGAAGGAGGCGGAUCUACAGAAGUUUCGCAAGCAAGUGGAGGAGUUGCGUGCAUCGGAGAAGCGGCUCGACGUUAAGGUCAAGGACCUGGAGAAGCAGUACAACGAAGAGGUUUCGAAGCGGAGGAAGCUCCAAGACUCAAUGGGGAGCAUUCGCGGAAUUGUACGGUGCCGCCCGCUGAGUGCUGAGGAGGAGAGUACUGGGCACAUGCCGGUAGUCACGUGCUCGGAUAAGUUCACAGUGGAGCACUCGGGGAAAGAUGGAGAGCUAAAGAGCCAUCCCUUUUACCGCGUAUAUGAUCCAACCGCCACCCAAGCCAACGUUUUCGAGAGCGUUGAGGACCUUGUGGAAGCAUCGCUGGACGGAUUCAACGCCUGCAUCCUCGCGUAUGGACAGACUGGGAGCGGCAAGACCUACACCAUGUGUGGGAAUGAGGCACAGCCCGGCCUCAUUCCACUUGCUGUUCGCAAGAUCUUCAACAGUCGUGAUAAGAGCCCUGCCCAUGUGACCAUCGAGGUGCAGGUAUGUAUGCUGGAGCUCUACCUCAAGGAUGUGCUCGACCUGCUGGACCCCAAGGACCCCAAGAACCCAGCGGGCAUCAGUGUGACCGGAAAGAGGCAGGUGAAUCUGAAAAACGUCACUCUAUUUCCAGUGGAAAGCGCGUCAAGGCUGGAGCAGUUGAUUCAAGAGGGAAUUGGGAGGCGGCAAGUGGACGGAACGGAAAUGAAUGCCGCAAGCUCGCGCUCGCACAUGCUACUAAGCAUUGUUAUUAAAACCUACAACAAUUUAACGAAGAGGACCCACACGGGGAAGCUCUCUUUUGUGGACCUCGCCGGGUCCGAAAGUCUCAAGGCGUCGGGAGCACAGGGGAAGCUGGUAACGGAGACCACACACAUCAACUCGGGGCUGUCGUUCCUGAAUCUAGUCAUUCUGGCGCUGAAGAACGGAUACAGCCACAUCCCCUACGGCAACGACAAUCUCACAAGGGUGUUGGCAGAUUCUUUGGGCGGAAACUCAAAGACGCUGAUGAUUGUCAACAUUUCACCAUCCAACAAAUACCUUGAGGAGACAGAGAAGUCGCUAAGUUAUGGCGUUCUUGCGCAAUGCAUCAUCAAUACGGCAAGCAGGAACGUGGGAGCCACAAAGAAGUGACUUCGCUAAGACAGUUCGAGGCAGGUUGGGCUCCAUGUACAUAUACCCACCACACCCUCUUCAGUGUACAGAUAGUAGACUAGUUAGUAUGUGCCAGGGAGAAAUCAAUAAUUAUAUCUGCUGAUUGAGUGGUACACAUAGUUAUAAAAUAACCAAGGUUGGCAGUCGCUGAUCAUAUCAUAAAGCAUGCUGACCUGGCACAUGGGAAUGUUUUCUGGAUGUAUUG
Messenger RNA from Closterium sp. NIES-67, 6063 nucleotides. NCBI's taxonomy places the organism in Eukaryota, Viridiplantae, Streptophyta, Zygnematophyceae, Desmidiales, Closteriaceae. The record is from the annotation of a GenBank genome assembly.